Molecule: messenger RNA, 1086 nt
Organism: Dama dama (fallow deer)
Lineage: Eukaryota; Metazoa; Chordata; Mammalia; Artiodactyla; Cervidae
Gene: RHEB
Product: Ras homolog, mTORC1 binding
Exons: 8
Coding region: 115-669 (184 amino acids)
Biological process (GO): small GTPase-mediated signal transduction
Cellular component (GO): plasma membrane
Molecular function (GO): GTP binding; GTPase activity; GDP binding
Source: RefSeq, a predicted model, not a curated record
GCCCCGCCCCUGGAUGCCGCUGUGCCCCGGCGCGGCCGCCGCCGAUCGCAGCGCAGGAGCCGCCGCCGCCGCCGCGGUUGAUGUGGUUGACCCGGGGCUGAGGAGGCCGCCAAGAUGCCGCAGUCCAAGUCCCGGAAGAUCGCGAUCCUGGGCUACCGGUCUGUGGGGAAAUCCUCGUUGACGAUUCAGUUUGUCGAAGGCCAAUUUGUUGACUCCUACGAUCCAACCAUAGAAAAUACUUUCACAAAAUUGAUCACAGUCAAUGGACAGGAGUAUCACCUUCAACUUGUAGACACGGCUGGGCAGGAUGAAUAUUCCAUCUUUCCUCAGACAUACUCCAUAGAUAUUAAUGGUUAUAUUCUUGUGUAUUCUGUUACAUCAAUCAAAAGUUUUGAAGUGAUCAAAGUUAUCCAUGGCAAAUUGUUGGAUAUGGUGGGGAAAGUACAAAUACCUAUUAUGUUGGUUGGUAAUAAGAAAGACCUACAUAUGGAAAGGGUGAUCAGUUAUGAAGAAGGGAAAGCGUUAGCAGAGUCUUGGAAUGCAGCAUUUUUGGAAUCUUCUGCUAAAGAAAAUCAGACUGCUGUUGACGUUUUUAGAAGGAUAAUUUUGGAGGCAGAAAAAAUCGAUGGGGCCGCUUCACAAGGAAAGUCUUCCUGCUCGGUGAUGUGAUUCUCCUGCAGAACCUGGACGCUGGGGCCCAGUCCCGCCUGAGGAAGCCAACUGCCCGUCAUCCUUCACGAUAAACUGCUUCAUUUCUCUUCUGUUAACCUGAAAGAUUUCAUUUGGGUCAGAGAUUCUCCCCCACCCCUCCUUUCAGAUUAUGUUCAACUCUGACUCUGUCCAAAUGAGUUCACUUCCAUUUUCAAAUUUUGAGCAAUCAUAUUUUCAAUUUAUAUAUUGUAUUUCUUAAUAAUAUUAUGACCAAGAAUUUUAUCGCAUUAAUUUUUCAGUGUAGUUUGUUGUUUAAAAUAAUGUAAUCAUCCAAAUGAUACAUAUUGUUACACUACUAUUAACUAGGCUUCGAUAUAUCAGUGUUUAUUUCAUUGUGUUAAAUGUAUACUUGUAAAUAAAAUAGCUGCAAACCUU